UUGUACAUACAUCAUAUAGUUGAAUCAGCAUUUUUUGCAUAAACGAUAGAAUAUAAUUGCAUAUACACGUAAAUAAACACAUGAAACAACAGUAUCGGAAAAUUUAAGUAUGGCGUUAAUCCUAUCAGCUGAUAUCGUCUGCUGGAAUGACGAAUCGUAGUUAUUAAAUGGUUACACAGUGCUCCCAAACAUCAUAAACAGAUUCUUUUAUUCUAUGGAUUUUCUGAUAAAUUAAUAAAUUUAUAAUAAUUUAGAGUUGUUUUUUUUAAUGACGCAAUGAUUUGUUCGAAGUUUGUAAUGGUGAAAAUACUUGGUAUAUACGAAUUCGACCGUGUGCGUCAUUGACAGGUGGGAUAGGAAUAUGGGGAAAUAGAUAGGAUUAGUUGUGUAAACGAUUUUUCAAGUGAUCGGGUGGAAAAGGAAUCUGCCGAAUAAUUAGCAGAUUCGGUUGUAAUGAGCGACUCCGAACAGCGGCAAUUACACGUGCCUUAUCGAGAGUAUCACAGCCAGAAUAGUACCAAUACUUCUGCCUUGGUGGAAACUGAUGCACUGGUAGAUCUCUCAAUAACAUCUAAUAAUUGUUUACCAGUAAAUAACGAGUGUUCAGAGCUAAUACCAGACGUUGAAUUUGUUCCCAACCUGAGCAACGAGCAAACUAUAGCCAUUGAUUCCCCUGGAAUUGACCGGGAGAGCCAGCCUCUCCUUGGUCGACUGGAACUUGAUGUCACCUUCAAUCGUUUUCCUGAUGAUCCACAAUUCUCUGAAUUAGUGUGGCAGGCUGAAUUGGCAAUAGAUAAUGGAAUCUUCCCAGAAAGAAUAUAUCAAGGAUCUAGUGGCAGUUAUUUUGUAAAAAAUCCUGCAGGGAAAGUAAUAGGUGUUUUUAAGCCAAAAGAUGAGGAACCUUAUGGAAGAUUAAAUCCAAAAUGGACAAAAUGGAUGCACAAGCUCUGUUGUCCAUGUUGUUUCGGGAGGAGUUGUUUAAUACCAAAUCAAGGAUAUCUCAGCGAGGCGGGAGCAAGUUUAGUUGACCGUAAAUUAGGUCUGGGCAUAGUUCCAAAUACUAGAGUAGUGAAACUUGUCAGUAAAACGUUUAACUACCCACGCUUAGACCGUCAGAAAGUCCGUAUGAAGCAAGCGAUUAUGGAUCAGUUUCCAACAGUGGGCUCCCAUUUCAAUCGUAUCGGUUUACCGCCGAAAGUUGGCUCUUUCCAAGUUUAUGUAGACGGUUACAAGGAUGCCGAUUAUUGGUUAAGACGAUGGGAGAGUGAACCUUUGUUACCCCGACUUUGUAGAGAAUUUCAACUUCAAUUCGAACGUUUAGUUAUUUUGGAUUAUAUAAUUAGGAAUACUGACAGAGGGAACGAUAAUUGGUUAAUCAAGUAUGAUAACAGUAUGGGAAAAAACGGAUCGGAACAGGUUGAAGUGAAAAUAGCCGCUAUAGACAAUGGUUUGGCCUUUCCUUUUAAACAUCCUGAUUCCUGGCGUGCCUAUCCUUAUCACUGGGCAUGGUUAAGUCAAGCGAAGCAACCGUUUAGCGAUGUAACGCGAGAGCUUGUAUUACCACAACUCUCGGAUCAAAAUUUUGUACAAGAUCUUUGUGACGAUUUAUAUCAGUUGUUUAAACAAGACAAAGGUUUCGACCGACACCAUUUUGAUAAACAAAUGAGCGUGAUGCGCGGUCAGAUAUUAAAUUUGCAACAAGCUUUAAAGGAUGCCAAAAGUCCUGUGCAAUUGGUUCAAAUGCCUGCCGUGAUCGUUGAAAAAUACGUACAACCAACGCGAGUAAAGUCGUUCGCUCCUGUAAGAACGUAUAAUCCACCUUCGAAGAUGCUCGAAGCUAAAACUACGUAUCAUCUGUCGUAUUUGAACGUGGAUCGUGCAGAAAUGCGGCAGAGUCGAUCCCAACCCAUUCGACCCGCAGCUGCUCUCGCCAAAUCCGAUGUCCCGUUUUCAGCCGAGACUACCAAUAAAUUGAGUUAUAAACUUAACGAGAAUAUUUCUAGAACGAAACCUAUCAUACCCAGACAAAGGUCGAUGAUAGGAUCUGGUCGAAUGGACAACGUUACAACCAUUCGCCACGAUUAUCAACGCAAAUACGUCGAGAAACCAGAGAUGAUAAUGCCCUGUGGGAACAUUCGUGUAAGUAGCGGGCAAUUGGACGCUAGCACCACCGCGAAACUUUCUUACGUCGACCCAGGCCCUACGGAACCGACGAUUAAUUUUAAGCCGAUCACAGCCUACUGUCCACCUAGUGAACCGAUAUUCGACGACACUACGCACAAAUUAAGCUAUCAACCAGUCUGCAUCGAGGCAAAAGAUACGUGUCCCUGGCAGCAAAAACCAACAUACAAACCUCCUGACGUUGCAAUGUGCGGAAAGACAACGUAUUCUGAAAGUUACUUGCAAAACGAAGAACCACGUAUGGAAGAACCUGUUCGACCGACGAUAGCCGAUGUACUUCCCCACGGUGGUGAAUUUCACGGAAAGACUAUUUACAAAGAAAGUUACUUGGAAUUGGCGGGUAAGGUUAAGCGUGUGGAACCAAUUCUUCCUUGCAACAGUAUCUCGAAGCCUGGUGGGAAAGUAUCGGCGGACACGACGAGCAAAUUGAGCUACCAACCCGUUCAAAGUGAAAAACGCGCACCAAUAUUACCUCGACAUAGAAAUAUGUUGGGAGAUGGCCCCAUGCAAACCAAGACAACUAGUCGUUGCGAUUUCGUGAAGAAAGUAACACUGCGACCCGAACUCAUUAUUCCGUGCAAUAAUAUUCGAAACGCGGAAACAGCGAUCGACGAUAGAACUACGACGAAAAUGUCUUAUGUGAAACCUGACCUGGUAGAAUCGGUUCAAAGUUUCAAACCUGUUGUUCAGUAUAAAAAAUUACCAGAAAAAAUUGAAUGCGACACCGUAAACAAGCUGUCCUAUCAGCCCUGGACUCUUACUCCGAAGGAAACUGUACCAUGGGCGGUUAAAGGAAAAUAUCAACCACCUACCAAUCCUAUGUGCGCCGAUACUAUCUAUCACGUUAGUUAUCCCGCACCUGGACAUUACGAAGAAAUCUGCGGGCCGGAAAAUUGCAAAGAUCCAUCGUGUCCCGCGAUACAAUCAGAGGCGAUUGCGAACGAUGAAAAUAGUUGCAACCAAUGAACCCCCUCCCUUUCUUCGCCUACCGAAAUACAACGUGUUUAUUCAAUUCAACUCCUCCACGCGAUAUCUCUGCAAUUCUAAACGACACGAAAAAAUUUGGAGGUCGAAUUAAAAGCUAUUUUAUUCGUUACGUCAAUGUACGAACACAUCUUAUUUUACACUUAUAUAGUAAUUAUUGUAUACAGGGCGAUUAAGAGUAAUAAUAACGUAUAUCUUUUACAAACAGUAAAAUUGUUCUCGAUAAUAAAAUAAACUCUAAUCUUUGAUAAAAGAUCAAUAGACAAUGUUAACGUACUACACCCUUCACAAGUUCAGUUUUAACCUGGCGUGUAAAUUACAUUCAUCCAUACACCCACGCGCAUACACAUACGUAUACGCAUGCA
This is a messenger RNA of Habropoda laboriosa, 3530 nucleotides long. RefSeq lists its product as uncharacterized. Gene Ontology annotation, biological process: endosome organization; phosphatidylinositol phosphate biosynthetic process; Golgi organization. Bases 454 to 3147 code for a protein of 897 amino acids. Gene Ontology annotation, cellular component: plasma membrane; lysosomal membrane; endosome. Gene Ontology annotation, molecular function: 1-phosphatidylinositol 4-kinase activity. The transcript is spliced from 10 exons. The record is from RefSeq and is a predicted model, not a curated record. NCBI's taxonomy places the organism in Eukaryota, Metazoa, Arthropoda, Insecta, Hymenoptera, Apidae.